Molecule: messenger RNA, 854 nt
Organism: Acanthopagrus latus (yellowfin seabream)
Lineage: Eukaryota; Metazoa; Chordata; Actinopteri; Spariformes; Sparidae
Gene: pigp
Product: phosphatidylinositol glycan anchor biosynthesis, class P
Exons: 5
Coding region: 166-555 (129 amino acids)
Biological process (GO): GPI anchor biosynthetic process
Molecular function (GO): phosphatidylinositol N-acetylglucosaminyltransferase activity
Source: RefSeq, a predicted model, not a curated record
GGACAUCGGGUGGGACAAAACGUAGGCAAGCUAAUUGAGCGACGAUGUCUGACAGCUUGAAGUGUCAGAGCGCAGAAAAGGGCUUAAAAUGUAGAUUUUGAUCUUGUUUUAAACUUUCAUUUUUGAGAAAUACGUCGCGUCGCAUAUCUCAACGACAUCUGGAUCAUGGUGGAAAACUCUCCCUCUCCACUGCCUGAGAGGGCCAUUUAUGGCUUUGUACUUUACCUUGGCUCACAUUUUGGCUUUUGUCUGUUUUGCCUGUGGGCGUAUGUACCAGAGGAGUGGCUUCAUUCAAUAGGACUUACUUACUGGCCUCAAAAAUACUGGGCCCUUGCUGUGCCAAUCUAUCUGCUGGUCGCAUUAAUGAUCGCUUUGGUGUUGCUGUUCGGAGUGAACAUGAACAACACGGCUCCACUCGACUCUAUUGACAACAUCACAGAUGUGUACGCUCAGGGCCAAAAGCCAGAUGGCUGCCACAAGGGGGGGAUACCCAGACUGAAAGAUGUUUCCAUAAGCGAAGUCAACAAAAUGUUCUAUUUGUCGCCCGAGCAAUAAGAAGCACAAACUGAUUUUCGCUGGAGGCAGAGCUGAAGUGAAGCUGCUGGGGAUUUACUGUGCCGUCACUGUUUACACUUUAUUUAUUUGUCCAGGAACAGUGCAACAUCAGUGCAAAGAUGUACUGAAUAAAUGUACUUUUUCUACAUCUACAUUGGACAAACUCGUGUCUUGUGACAUGCUAAAUGUGAUGUAACGUAAUAUUCUGGCCAAAUUAACAUACUAUCAGAGCAACUUGUACAUUUGGUGAAAGUGGAAGCAUAUAAUUAUAUUCAAUAAAGUUCAUACUUUUUUAUAAA